CUUUUCUGUUCCCAGAAGUCAUGAGCAAACACUGGGCUGCACUUCUGCUGGUCCUGAUCCAGCUCCACCGCAGCCGUGGCUGUCCCGCCCCGUGCCAGUGCUUCUCGGCCGCGAAGGUGGUCUGCGCAGACGAGGCCAUGACAGCGCUGCCGCUCAACAUCUCAGCUCAGGUCAGGGAGCUGAUCGUAGUGGCGUCGGGCGUCACGCAUCUGGACGGACGCUCCUUCAGGGAGAACCUCAGACUCAGCAAACUGGUGUUCCUCAACGGCCAGGUGAAGUCGGUCUCGGGCGACGCCUUCGAGCGGCUGCCGGAGCUGCGGGAGCUGGAGAUCAGCGGGAACCCCUCGCUGGCGCUUCAAGGGCAGGCCUUCGCCUCGCUGGCCAACCUCACAAGACUGAUGCUCAACCACAACAAGAUCAGCACUCUGGCCGCCCGCAUCUUUGAGUCUUUGCAGAAGCUGGAGAUGCUGCAGUUGAAGGGGAACGGCUUGUUGUCUCUUCCCGGUCGUCCCUUCCAUGGUCUCCACAAUCUGCUGGAGCUGGACCUGUCCUUCAACCAGAUCGACUCGGUCCCGGCGGAUGUGUUCCAGAACAACUCUCUCCUGAGAGCGCUCUCGCUGCAGGCCAACAUGAUCCCGCAGCUUCCGGCGGGGAUCUUCUCCCACCUGGAUCACCUGGAGGAGCUGAACCUCCGAGGCAAUCGCAUACGCGAGCUGAGCGCCGACGUGUUCCCGCACAGCCUCCGGAAGCUCGUCCUCAAAAAGAACGAUCUGGCGCAGCUCCACCCCUCGCUCUUCCACAAACUGCUUCUCGUUACCUAUCUGGACUUGUCUCAGAAUCAGCUCUCCGAGCUCCCUGCGAAUCUCUUCCAGAACCUCAUCUCGCUGAAAAAGCUGGAUCUGUCCGAGAACCGGAUUACGACGCUUCCCGGCACCGUCUUCAAAGGGCUGUUCGGUGUGAAAGCCAUCCAUCUGCAGAAGAACAACCUGAGCUCCCUGGAGGAGGAUCUGCUGAAGGAUCAGCACGGCAUGGAGCAGCUGUACCUGUCCAUGAACCGCCUACGGAGAGUCCCGCACGGCUUAUUCGACGAUCUGGACUUCCAGUGCCUCGUUCAGCUCCACGGGAACCCCUGGCGCUGCGACUGCGGGAUACAAUACCUCUCCGACUGGAUCAGGAACAACCUCAGGAACGUGGAGGACGUGGCGCGGGUUUACUGUCAAGCUCCCGAGUUUAUCCGAGGGCACAGCCUGGUGUCCGUGGACGAGGAGCGGCUCGUCUGUGGGAAAAACUCCAGCUCCGCCGACACAAACACCACAGAGAUCCCAGUUGAUGGCGAUGGUGGCGAUGGUGGCGUUCACUGCUCGCUCCGAGAUUUCAAAGGCCAGGCAACCAUUCAGUGCAAACUCACUAAAUGCACCAGCGUGAAGUUUCAGGCUCUUUUUGAAUUUGGGGAUGGAAGUGAAUCGGAAAGAGUCGUGAGCAAAGAGUGGCCAGCGCCUGCCGGGUGCUCCAACGGGACG
Molecule: messenger RNA, 1520 nt
Organism: Rhinichthys klamathensis goyatoka
Lineage: Eukaryota; Metazoa; Chordata; Actinopteri; Cypriniformes; Leuciscidae
Product: carboxypeptidase N subunit 2
Exons: 1
Cellular component (GO): plasma membrane
Molecular function (GO): protein binding
Source: RefSeq, a predicted model, not a curated record